This is a messenger RNA of Chironomus riparius, 1434 nucleotides long. The record is from the annotation of a GenBank genome assembly. NCBI's taxonomy places the organism in Eukaryota, Metazoa, Arthropoda, Insecta, Diptera, Chironomidae.
AUGGCACACUCAAAUACCUUUAUCCUUCUUAUCCUAUGGAUGAUUAUUGUCAUGAUUGGUACAUCAAAUACAGUACAAGGCUCACAUCGAGAUUCCAAUAAACAGAGCAAGGACUUAUCGACAAGUAGUAAUUUAAAUAAUCCAAAUGCUGUCGUUGGCAGUAAUAAAAAUAUUGCUGUCGCAUCUACCGCGACAACAACGGACUCAGAAACUAAUCGAAAUGGCCCAUAUUUCGACGUAGCUGCCAGCAAAAAUGUUACAGCACUACUAGGAAAAACUGCUUAUUUGAAUUGUAGAGUAAAAAAUUUAGGUAAUAAAACGAUGCUACUUCAAGUGUCAUGGGUUAGGCAUAGAGACAUUCAUUUAUUGACUGUGGGAAGAUAUACGUAUACAUCUGACCAACGAUUUAAAGCUAUUCACCAUCCACAUUCGGAAGACUGGAUACUUCAAAUAAAAUAUCCACAACAUAGGGAUUCAGGCAUUUAUGAAUGCCAAAUCUCCACAACCCCACACAUGUCACAUUUCAUUCAUUUGAAUGUCAUAGAACCAUCAACUGAAAUAAUUGGAUCUCCAGAUUUAUACAUUGAAAGCGGAUCAACGAUAAAUUUAACAUGUGUUGUAAGUGAUACCUUUACUAUUCAUGACAGUCCUGAGCCCCCAGCAUUCAUAUUUUGGAAUCACAAUAAUGCUAUAAUAUCCUACGAUUCUCCACGCGGUGGUGUCUCGGUAAUCACGGAAAAAGGUGAAACAUCAACAUCAUUUCUGCUCAUACAAAAUGCAAAACCAUCAGACUCGGGACAGUAUCAGUGCAAUCCGUCGAAUGCAAAGAGUAGGAGUGUUACAGUACAUGUUUUAAAUGGUGCUUCGCAUUCUGUUUCCAGGGGAGUUCCCAGCAGCAAUGCAGCGCGGGGUGCCGUGUCAUCAAAUAGCAUCAAGUCGACAUUAUCUGUUCAUUUGUAUAUCAGUAUUAUUAUCCACGUUUUCCUUUCUCAAAAUAUUCAUAAGCGUUUAAUACAAUUUCUAAGUGGUGAUUUAUGUAAAUCAAUGAUUUGUAAUAUUCUCCUACUACACACGCACACGCUAAACUUUUAUUGGAAGUUAACGAGGCACUUCCUUAAGCGUAGUAAUGUUAAAAUGUUUACAACAAAUGAUCAUGGUGGCUAUGUAGUAGAAAAUCCAAUGACAACAUCAACAUGUUAUCAUCGUGAUCGUCAUCGAUGUAAUGAACGUGAAAGGAUACUUAAUAGGAAUAAUAAUUAUAAAAUUAGUUAUAAUCCAUAUAAAAUAAAUUAUAAAAUGUCCUUUCUUAUACUAUUAUUACUAACACAAAUAAUGAUGAUAUUACAAAUACAUUUAAAUAAAUUUAACAAAUAUGAAAAGACUCACAAUAAUAAUCGAAUAAAUGAUUUAAAAUUCAGUUAUGCUAUUAGGUGA